GAUGAUGAUUUGGUCAUUGUUGAAAAUCAUCUAUUGCUACAUGGUCGAACAGCAAUAACCGAGGAAACAGAACGUGAACUGUGGAGAAUUCAAGUCUAUUAGCUGUUGCUCACCUUUAAAUAUUAUUGUAAUUACAUGUACAGAAAUGUGUUUCAUCUAAUAAAAUACGUUGUUUCAGGUUUCUAAGGAGUGACAUGCUAGCACUUUUAGCUUGCUCUUGUAAUGUCCAGUUGUGGCGCUAAUCCCGGCCCAUUUUUUCAAAAGCCUCAGUCCUACAUAGUGAUCUCAAGAAGAAGAAUGUUUUUAAAAAUUUAUUUCCAGAAAUAAAUAUUUAUUUGUCUUGUCCUAUUAGUUUAGCGACUCAUCGCAUUUCUCCUCUUCUCAGUUCUAAUCUCGUGACGCUCAACGGCAUAUUCUUGUACGCAUAUACAUGUAGCCAUCAGAAGUUUUGAAUAGGGCAUUUUCCGAUUUUGUCCAAAAAGGACGGGUAAUCUAUGUUGUUUCCAUAGAUCUCAUAAUUUUUCUUUUAUCUCGUGGAGAGAUUAACAGUCGCAUUCAUCCUAUACUUUACUAGGAAUUUAUUUUUAUAGAAUAUACAGAUCCGUUUGAGCUAUUGCGUUGCAAUAACAAUGAUCUACCAACAAUUCCACAUGACAAAACAUUCGAGGAAAUUCCGGAUAAAUUAUGUGUAACAUUACGUAAUAAUCAAUUUUUACAAUUUGAUGCUGGUCCUGGUAGUGAGCUAAUAAUUAUAUUUUCAUCAAAUGAACAAUUGCGAUUACUUGAGGAUGCUAAAGGGUACUUCCGCACAGGUCCGCCCAGUAUUACAUGA
Messenger RNA from Didymodactylos carnosus, 832 nucleotides. Lineage: Eukaryota; Metazoa; Rotifera; Eurotatoria; Philodinida; Philodinidae. The record is from the annotation of a GenBank genome assembly.